Kickxella alabastrina is the source of this 732-nucleotide messenger RNA. RefSeq lists its product as uncharacterized. The record is from RefSeq and is a predicted model, not a curated record. The transcript is spliced from 2 exons. The annotation marks the transcript as partial. Lineage: Eukaryota; Fungi; Kickxellomycota; Kickxellomycetes; Kickxellales; Kickxellaceae.
GAGCUCAACUGCCACAGAUGCUACGACAACGCUCUCAACAACAUAUGCUUCUAUUAUGACUACAACUUCAACCGCUAAAUAUAUUUUAAGCCUGACUGUUAUAGAUGCCACGACCACUCCAAUAUCAUCGAUACCUAUUCCAAUUCCGAAUCCAGCUUUAGCGCAUGCAUAUGCACCUGCGCCAAUCGCAAGCCCAACGACUAGUCCAACGACAAGCCCAGAGACUAGCUCAACAGACUGCAAUCCCAACCAAUGGUGUACACAGACGGAUGCCGCUUCUUUUGGCGCUACCUACAAUUUCUGGAAAUGCACUUGUUGGUGGAGAAUUCGUUGUUGGUGGAGGCAUUAUGCCAACGCUAUCUGUGGGCGGCCUGGUAAACGGUGGUGAUACUGGGUAUAAACUUGGGGCAUCUGCCACUUUGGGCGGAGGAGGCCGUGUUUUACCAUCUGUUGCUUUUGGAGGUGGAUUUGCCGGCGCAAUCAACCAACUGGUGGCCAAUAUUGCUGGCUCAGUUAUGGUGUACGAGGGCGGGUGGCUGAAUGGACUUGUGCCAACAGCAAGUGUCAGCGUGAGUGCUGGAGGCCAGGCCGGAGUAAUGUUGAAAAACGGGCUACAAGCAAUGCUGGGAAUUGGAGGCGAUGCGUUGGGCUCAGUGGAAUAUGGAGGUCACAUUAUUCCUUCCUCAAAACUAAUUGGAAAGUUUAGCGGCGGGUUUGGAUAUGCGAUUAGCA